AUGCUCGAACAUUGCACUCUAGCUACAGCUGGUGUUACCGAGCAACAGAUUAAACAAACUGAUGCAAAGUGUAAUUAUAAUACAAAAUAUGAUGUAUCUGGGUUGAUUAUCUGGUAUGUCCAGUGCUGAAUAGUCAGUGAUUAAACGUUAUUCCAGUGAUAACCAGAUUUGAUCCAUUUGAAAGAAAGGCAGUAUUUAAAAUGAAGCAAAACUCUGAAUUAUGUGAACCUGAGAGGCAACAAAAUGAUUUGCUGUAGGUUUAUAUAAAAACAUUUUAUUUUAUAUAUUAUUAAUGUAAAGAUAUUGUUAGAACUUAAAUCCCCUUUUAAAUAGACACAAUGAAUCUAAAGAAACAGCUAUAUGACUGCUCAGGCGUGCAUCCAGUUCUAUACGUUAAGGUUACUGGGUGAUAAUUUGUAAUGCUGAUUUUAUUUUCAAUGAAAAACUUUGGACUUGUGGGACACUAUUAGAGCUUUAUUUAUUAUGUUCAAACUAAUGUAAUUAACUGAAAACUCCUCUCCAAUCAGUUAUAUCAGUUUGGUAGAAGUUAUAAGGUAGUGUUAAAAAUAGAUUGUAGUUCAUUAUUUAGGCUACUAAUUUCAACACAGCUGGGGUUAAAUAUUGUCUGUCUUUCAGAACAAUUUUUUUUCUAAAAAAAAUUCCCAAUUUUGAUAAACGUGUUCAAUGAUGCUGAAAGGUAAGAAGGUGAAAGAUCAGCUAUGAAAUGCAAAUAUUAGGGAAUUUGCCUACAAAACCGUAAGGGACUGAGAGUUUAUUGAAGUUAAGACAUGAAACAAAUUAAAUGUCUCAAAUACCAGAUGUUGUACAAAUUCAGACAAUAUGCUCUAAGUACAUGUUAUUGCAUUAUUAACUUUCUGAUCAAAUUGUCAAACAACCAUGAUUUAGAUGGUUUCAUAUUGUGACUGAAAUCUAGCAUUGUGUGAAAAUGAACCUAUUUCCUUUUUUUUCCUGUCAGUAAAUUGGAGCAACCUAACAUCCUGUGGUCUAAGACCAAUGUUUACAUAGUGCAGGAAUUGUUGGGCAGUGGCGUCUUUGGCAAUGUUGUAAAGGGUGUUAUAAAAGGAACUAAUGAGAAAGUGGCUAUCAAAAUCUUGAAGGACACCCGAUAUGCUGCUGAAGAUGCUGAAGAAGAGGUGGACAUCCUAUGCCAGCUGAGUAAGGAGCAACCAGACGAUUUCAAUCUCGUCAAGCACUUUGACUAUUUCCAGCACAACAAUAACAUCUGCAUUGUGUUUGAGAUGUUGGACAUUAGUCUCUAUGACUUUAUAAACAAACGCAACUUCAGGCCGUUUCCAGUGAAACACAUCCGCCCUAUUGUGCAGCAGGUGGGCAGUGCACUGGGAAAGCUGAAAAGUCUGGGAAUUAUCCACACAGACUUGAAACCAGAAAACAUCAUGAUGGUGGACACGUCCAAGCACCCAUUCAAAGUCAAGGUCAUAGACUUUGGGUGUGCAAUCCAUGCAUCCAAGGCUCGAUGUUCGAGUUACAUACAAAGCAGACACUAUAGGUAA
This is a messenger RNA of Pelobates cultripes (western spadefoot toad), 1532 nucleotides long. The record is from the annotation of a GenBank genome assembly. Lineage: Eukaryota; Metazoa; Chordata; Amphibia; Anura; Pelobatidae.